Molecule: messenger RNA, 654 nt
Organism: Thermothielavioides terrestris NRRL 8126
Lineage: Eukaryota; Fungi; Ascomycota; Sordariomycetes; Sordariales; Chaetomiaceae
Exons: 1
Coding region: 167-448 (93 amino acids)
Source: RefSeq, a predicted model, not a curated record
GAUAUCCAGUAGUGAGUGUAUAUGAGGAAAGAGGGGGAAAAAAAGAGAGACAGAAAAAAAAAAAAAAAAAAAAAAAAAAAAAAAAAAAAAAAAAAAAAAAAAAAAAACGGGCGGCGGCGCCGAGCGACUCGAUGAGAUAUUCAAGAGGAGAACGGGAUUCCUAGCCAUGGAGUUUUCUCAUCGACUGAUGUUGAUGAAAGAUGAGCUGCUGCGCUGGGACAUGUCGCCGGACCCGCUCAGAACAGUCCUCUUUCCCAGGGCAGUUGAGGGCGUGCUCAAUCGUGCCCAGGCUAGCCCAGCAUCUUCACAUGGUCGAGAGUCACUACAUUCAAAGUAUGACCCGGACCAAGACUCGGACUUUGAAAAGGAACAAGACAGAAGGGUCAACUUCAACAAAAAGAGGGCGCCUUCACCGGCGAGGAAAAAGGGUUUGCAUACAAGCGGGUGAACAGUGGAUGGCGGGACCUCUGGAGCGCGCAAUGGCAUGCGUGGACGAGUCCGGAGCCAUCCAAGCCGCCUCCUUUGCCCCUCUCAAUGGGUGUUUCGAGUGAGAUGACGAUGAACGUUCCGGGAGUCUGUGGCGCUCGAGGAGUCUACGGGAUUUGGAAAGAUUUGAGGCGGCGAGGCUGAAAGAACGGCAAGCCACGAAACUAC